Molecule: messenger RNA, 1197 nt
Organism: Symbiodinium sp. CCMP2456
Lineage: Eukaryota; Dinophyceae; Suessiales; Symbiodiniaceae
Source: the annotation of a GenBank genome assembly
AUGGGUGCCGCGGCUUUGGAGCACUGCAGGUGUCAUCGACAAGCGCGCUGGGUGCCGUUUGCACCUUCGCCGCCAGCGGGAUCCUGCAAGGGGGCUCAGCAGGUCUACUACAGCCAUGGCUCAGGCUUGGUCUAUGCUGGCAUUGGCAAGCAGGUGGCGCACAGUGCGGCCACAGGGCAGCCACGCGACACCUACGAAGGCCAUGUUGGUCCGGUGACUUGUCUGAUGGUGACUUUCUGUCCGCACCUCCAGUGCGAUGUCCUCCUCAGCGGAUCGGUGGACAGCACAGUCAAGUGCUGGGUGCUAGGUCAUCGCCAGCCGAGGACCUUUGUCGGACACACCGGAGCGGUUUGGGGUUUAGCAGCGAGCUCGACUUCCUUCUACAGCUGCUCAUCAGAUUGCACUAUCAGGCAGUGGUGCCGCAAAAGCUGCAAGGAACUGAUGGUUCUGCGAGGACAUGCCGGCCCUGUGCAGCAACUGCUGUUCUUGGAGGGCACGCUUUGCAGCGGUUCGGAGGAUGGCGUCCUCAAAGUCUGGGGAGAAAAUGGCCAGCUUCUGUGCAGCCUGGAAGAUCACGAGGAUGGAAUCACGUGCAUGCUUUGCGCGCUGUCGGAGGACAUCAUCACCGGUUCUCGGGAUUGCACCCUGAAGUGCUGGAACGUGAAGUCUGGCAAGCUGAUUGACACCAUGUACGGCCACACGGACUGGGUGACCUGCCUGCUGGAGGUGGAGGAUUCUUGGUGGUCGGGGUCCCGUGACACCACAAUCAAGCGUUGGCACCCGAUCACGCACCAACUCCUGACUACACUGCAGGGGCAUUGUUCCGGCAUCAGCAUCCUCUGUUACAUGUCGGAGUCGAUCCUUUCCGGGUCAGCCGACCGGACGAUCACCCAGUGGCAUCCGAAGUUUCAGACCCAGUUAGCCAGCAUUGAUGGCAUGGGUGGCGUCAGCAGCCUUGUUGAGGUCGCGACAGGUAUUUUCCGGCUGGCUGCUCGCGGGCCACCAAGGCUGCUGGCCAAGCCAAGGUGUCCGGACUCGGGAGCAGACUCCAAAUCGGAGCUCUACGAGUUAAGGUGCAGACCGUGGCCUUCGCAAUGGCCAAGGGCAGAAUUCAAUUUCGAUUCGGCUGCCUGCGGCGAGGCCUUCAAUGAGGGAACAUGCUGGAUCUCUCCAAAGAUAUUGGAAGAGCAAUUCUAA